Molecule: messenger RNA, 1413 nt
Organism: Vittaforma corneae ATCC 50505
Lineage: Eukaryota; Fungi; Microsporidia; Nosematidae
Product: phenylalanine-tRNA ligase, alpha subunit
Exons: 1
Coding region: 1-1413 (470 amino acids)
Biological process (GO): phenylalanyl-tRNA aminoacylation
Cellular component (GO): phenylalanine-tRNA ligase complex; cytoplasm; cytosol
Molecular function (GO): ATP binding; tRNA binding; phenylalanine-tRNA ligase activity
Source: RefSeq, a predicted model, not a curated record
AUGGAAGACUGCAACGCCAAAAGGAUUCUCCGGAUGCUGGAGGAAAACGAAUUUAUAACCUCAGAAGACCUAGAGAUUCCAGCAAAUGAUCUCCACGGGCUUUUACUUUCUCUUGAGAGCAAGGGACAGGUUGUAUUUGAGAUUUCCGAGAAGCAUGCCAGAGUCUUGACCAGCGAGGGCAAAGGUGUCCUAAAAAACGGUACCCAAGAGUUCAAUCUAUUCAGGGAGAUAUCAGAGGAUGGCACCGACUCAUCUAUUCUCCAGAAAUAUCCAUUAGGAUCCAACUACGCUUUCCGAAAUAGAUGGAUAAAAAUGGAGAACAAUAGGAUCUACAAAUGUAAAAAAAAUGUUGAGGACGAUGUUGCAAAACUUCUCAAAAGCUUAACUGUACUGACUGACAGGGAAUUUAGUGAUCUGAAAAAGAGAAAGCUUGUUGACCAGAGUAAGUCUAAUGUUUAUAUUAUCAAAAAAGGUCCCAGAUUUGGAGAGAUCAAUGACUAUCUGACCGAGCUUACAUCCGAGAUUGUCGUGAACUAUAGGGGAGAAGUAUUUAAAAAGUAUAACUUUGACUCGAUUGGAAAUAUUCCAUCUUGCGGAUCAUUCCAUCCCCUUAUGAAAAUAAGAGAGGAGUUCAAAAGAAUAUUCCUAGAAAUGGGGUUUAAUGAAAUGAAUACAAGUAGAUAUGUUGAGUCUAGCUUUUGGAACUUCGACUCCCUUUUUCAACCCCAAGACCAUCCUUCCAGGGAUGCACAUGAUACUUUCUUUAUCAGGAAUCCAGAGUUGACGACUAAGUUUGAUGAUGCAUACUUUGAAAGAGUCAGGAGUAUGCAUUCUAGUGGAGGAUAUGGCUCUAUUGGCUACCAGUGUGAAUGGAAUCCCAAGGAAGCUAUGAAGAACAUUCUCAGAACUCAUACUACCGCUAUUUCUUCUCGCUAUCUCCAAUCAAUGGUAAGCAAGUUUAGACCCAUAAAGCUAUUCAGUAUUGAUAAGGUGUUUAGGAAUGAAAGUGUUGAUGCAACACAUCUGGCAGAGUUCCAUCAGGUAGAGGGGCUGAUAGCCGGAUAUGGCCUUGGAUUGAGAGAACUAAUGGGCAUGCUUAAGGCAUUCUUUGAGAAACUGGGGCUAAGGAAUAUCAAGUUUAAGCCUGCUUUUAACCCAUAUACAGAACCUUCGAUGGAGGUGUUUGGGUAUCACGAAGGGUUAAGGAGGUGGAUUGAAAUAGGAAAUUCGGGAGUCUUCAGGCCCGAAAUGCUUCGACCAAUGGGCUAUGAUGAGAAUGUAUCGGUGAUUGCAUGGGGAUUAUCACUUGAGAGGCCAGCAAUGAUCAAGUAUGGGCUUAACAAUAUUAGAGACCUAGUUGGGCAUAGGGUUGAUAUUAACUUUAUUAAGAAGAGUGAGUUUAUAUACUUCUAG